GACAGAGUCAACGAAAGCCCUAAUUCUCUGACACAGACACACUACUAUCUCCAGUUUCAUAAUCAAUCAUUCGGUUCGGUUCCGUAGUUUUUAUCUGCAUUAAUUGGUAUUUUGCUAAAAUUGGGAAAUUUAAUCGAAUCUUUUUUUUUUAAAUCAUCCAUCCUCUAAAGCUCUCCCAAAUUUCUAGGGUUUAGGGGUUUUCCCCUGAAUUUGAAUUUCCCAGAUCUCAUCAUCUAAAAACUCCAAAAUCGGUUGAGGAUUCUCAUCAAUUCCAGCCAUGGCGGAUGAGAAGAACGGUGGACGUCUGAGUGACGCUAGUGACUACUCGUCAGAGGACGAAGGAACAGAGGAUUACAGGAGAGGAGGCUACCAUACGGUUCGAGUCGGUGAUACUUUCAAGAAUGGAUCUUAUGUCAUUCAGAGUAAGCUUGGUUGGGGACAUUUCUCCACUGUUUGGCUUACUUGGGACACUCACAACUCUAGAUAUGUGGCUUUGAAAAUCCAGAAGAGUGCUCAGCAUUAUACUGAGGCAGCCAUGGACGAGAUAAAGAUAUUGAAACAGAUUGCGGAAGGUGAUGCUGAAGACAACAAGUGUGUUGUGAAGCUUCUUGAUCAUUUCAAGCACGCAGGUCCUAAUGGGAACCAUGUUUGUAUGGUCUUUGAGUAUCUGGGAGACAACCUCUUGUCUGUUAUCAAGUACAGUGAUUACCGAGGGGUUCCUCUUCACAUGGUUAAAGAGAUCUGUUUUCAUAUUUUAGUUGGUUUGGAUUAUCUUCACCGCAAACUCUCGAUUAUUCAUACUGAUAUCAAGCCGGAGAACAUUCUGCUUUGUUCCACCAUUGAUCCUGAAGCAGAUGCUAGGAAAGCAGGUACUCCUCUUGUACCUCCAACGGCGAAGGACAAGAAUGUUCCUGAGAGACUGGCUGAGAAAGACAAACCAAAGAGUUACACGUACGGUGAGGAUUUGACUAAGAAUCAGAAAAAGAAGAUUCGUAAGAAAGCUAAGAAAGUGGAAGGUUCAGAGGAAGAUGAGAGAGAUACUAACUCCGAGGCAAGACCAAAUGGAGCUUCAACUGUGGUGGGGUCGGAAGAGAGUUCGGAAAGAGUAAAAGAUGCAGAGAAUGAUAGUCAAAAGAGUCGGGGAAACAGGAGAGGAAGUCGAUCCACGAGGCAAAAGCUACUUGCGGAUGUUGAUCGAAAAUGCAAGUUGGUGGAUUUUGGGAAUGCUUGUUGGACUUAUAAACAGUUUACGAGUGAUAUACAGACGAGACAUUACCGGUGUCCUGAGGUUGUUCUUGGCUCAAAAUACUCAACCUCAGCAGAUAUGUGGUCAUUUGCUUGCAUUUGUUUUGAGCUUGCCACCGGAGAUGUUCUAUUCGAUCCUCACAGUGGUGAAAACUUUGAGCGGGAUGAGGAUCACUUAGCAUUGAUGAUGGAGCUUGUUGGGGUGAUGCCAAGAAAGAUUGCAUUAGGGGGACGCCAUUCGCGAGAUUUCUUCAACCGACAGGGUGAACUGAGGCACAUCAGGCGGUUACGGUUUUGGCCACUUAGCAAGGUCUUAACGGAUAAAUAUGACUUCAGUGAGGAAGAUGCAAUUGCUAUGCAAGAUUUCAUCAUUCCUAUUCUUGGAUUUGUACCUGAGAAGAGACCAACGGCUGCUCAGUGCCUAACGCACCCAUGGAUGAAUCCGGUCCCUAGAUCAUUGAAACCGUCAUCGAGUCCACAAAAACCCAAAGAAGAAGAAGAAGCAUCAGAUGAGGAUAAAACGAAGGUAAAGGAUGAGAGGGAAGCGAUGGAGGUUGGUGUUGGGAACAUCGCCAUUGAUGGCUCGGAACCAAAGACCUCAGCAAGAGAAGGUCGUCAAUCUGCUCGUGACCUUCGCACUUGAGAAAACAUAAUUACGGGAAAAAUUUUGUAUGUCUUUGAAUAUCUUCUCUGGGAAUCGAAGAUUUAGAUACUGUGUUGUUUUAUUCUCCCUUCACUAUUGAAAACAAAAGAUUUGAAAAUUCAUUUGCUUUUAAUACAAGCUUAUUAAAUGA
Molecule: messenger RNA, 2039 nt
Organism: Camelina sativa (false flax)
Lineage: Eukaryota; Viridiplantae; Streptophyta; Magnoliopsida; Brassicales; Brassicaceae
Biological process (GO): regulation of mRNA processing; spliceosomal complex assembly; peptidyl-serine phosphorylation
Molecular function (GO): protein serine/threonine kinase activity; ATP binding
Source: RefSeq, a predicted model, not a curated record